This is a messenger RNA of Stylophora pistillata, 3388 nucleotides long. RefSeq lists its product as uncharacterized. The record is from RefSeq and is a predicted model, not a curated record. Lineage: Eukaryota; Metazoa; Cnidaria; Anthozoa; Scleractinia; Pocilloporidae.
UUCCAAUAUUUUGUCGAUCAAAUUAUGAAUCCUUCCGAAGCAAAAGUGUUAAGUACCGGGAUUUCUGGUUUCCUAUCUUCAAAAAAACGCAAGGAUUUUGCCUACAGUCGCCUCAGUCAAACAGACAAUGAUUCGGUGGAAUUUUCGAACGUCCAUUUUCAGAAAGAUCACACUCCUCUAUGUACCAAGUUCUUCUUUUGUUUAUUGGCAUUGAUGCUGUUAUUUGCAACUGUGGCAACGACGGUAUUUCUGAUGAACUUUAAGCAUUUUACGGUAGAUGUUCGCCUGGCAGAAGGCAAUGUACGAGUUUAUAAAUUCGACCAGCAAAUCACGAUCAAUGGCAACGAAGCUUCCUCAAGAAACAUCUCUAUUGUUGUUUCGAUGCAUGUCAUUAACCGAACUGAUAACGAGUGUUGGUUUGGAGUAGUUCUGAGUUUACCAAAGGACUCAAAAACUGAUUCUCACUCUAAAGACUUAACAUUUCUGACGCACGUUUCAAACGCAGAGUUUGUCGAUUUUCAAAUUGGCCCAAAAAACCAUUUUAAAGUUUUCGGAAACCACCUUUUAAUUGUCACCAACCAGGAGCUUUCGUUUUAUGUCCAUAACAUCCUAAACCAGCUUCUUCCGAUUAUCCAAGUGAGGCUUUAUGAAUUUGUGCUCAGCAAACUGUCAAGCUCUACCUCGCAUUUUGCGGUGGAAAAAAACGUUUUUUUACCAGGGAGUGUUCACCUGAAACGGACCAUCAUGACAAAACGUGAUACAGUGAUUGUAAGAACACGGGCUGAACCAGACGACUUCGAAAGCUUUUCAACCGAUGAGAAAGGAAGAACGACUUUUUGGAUGCUUUCAUAUGACGAAACUGCUGUUGUUGACAAGAGAACUGGGAUGGUCAACAGAGGCGAUAUGUCUCUCUCUGUUUAUAUUCCAAUAAGCUCUGAUUUUACUCCGGGAGGCGCACGUAAACCCGUCCAUGGAUUAGAGGUGUCAUUUCGAAGCACUGUGGAAUCGGUUGACGAAUCUGAAGCGAACGUGAAAAGUUGGAGGGAGAUGUUAAAGAAAGAGAAAGAUUUUAACCAGCCGCUUAAUCUUCCUUCUGUCAAAGAAUCGUUGUUGUUGUAUUUUGCACCGUCGAAGGGUAGUCCUCAGAAAAAGCCCGUAGAGGAUAUUAAAGAGAUUAUAAAAUUAAGUGAAAACUCUCAAGGAAGAUCAAUAAAACUUCCUCCAAUGAUUAAGAUUGAACAGCAUAGUCCUGUCAAUGCUGAUGAAUCAGACAGAGCUGAAAAUGAUUACGAAAACGAUAACUAUGAUGAUGAGUUAAGUGAUGAAACUGAUGAUGACGAUUAUAGUGAAAAUGAUAACGAUGACGAUGAAAAUGUACCAUACUGGCCUCAGCCGAAUUACGCACCAUAUGGAAUCGGUUACGAAGUCAAACGAAAACGGUCUGUCAUUGCAAGAAGAUCGCAGAUCAUCAAAAAAGCUGCAGGGAAAUCCCCGACAGAACGGAAGAUAUCCGAAUUAGAUGCAAUCUGGGAUGAAAUCACUUCUUCUGCCCCAGAUCCUAUUCGAGAACCUCCACGCGUCAUUCGCUCAUCGAUCUUUGGGUUCGAUUUCCUUGCGGAGAUUGAGUACAGUCUUAAAGCCACUGACCAAAAUGAAAAUGAUAACGAUGAUGACAGUGAUAAUGACAACGACGAGGACUGGUCUGUAACCACUAGUUAUCGGAUCACAUUGGGACAGUAUCGUAUCUCAGCCUUCAGUAAAACUCGCACAUUGAGUACGCUAAGAAGCAAACUGCCACAAGAAGGACAGCGGAAGACUACUCGGUGGCCUGUUGAUGCCGGUGACUUCGUGAUGUGCGUUCCUCUUUUUUACUUUCAACGUCUGUGUGGAGCCAUACGACUCACAUUUGAUAUGACAGUCAGUUACAGCUUGCCUCGACUGUCCUUGUCAUAUCCAGUUGAACUGAAUGUCCACAUUGAACAGAAAGUCACCACCAAUGCUACUUUAUCUGGAUAUGCUUCCACAUGGUUUUACGAGAGUGGAUUUUAUACCAAGGGAACCCUUGCUAUGGCAACUUUACCAGUGAGGUUGUCUUUCAAAGAGGAUACCUCACCCGAAUGGUGCGUCAAUGGAAAUCUUGAACAAAAAAUGGUUCGCAUCGACACGGUGCCCCGGUCAUCUUGGAAUUGUUCUCUGGAUUUUUUAAAGUUGGCUGAUACUUGCCAUGGGCUGCCAGCUACAAACACGUCUCUGGUGACGUUUGAUCUUCAUUACAGCUCAACUGAAGGAACAAUGUUUGAUAACUGGCAUUACCCAGUCAGCUGUGUACAUCAAAAGGUUUAUUCUCCAUACUGAAAGAACACGACCUGAUCAAGCGUUCUAAAAAUUAAAUUGGGGAUAAUUCUCUUAAGGGCUUAGCAUUAGUGCCCUAGCUCUUUCAGUCAGUUGUUUUUACUAAGAGCCUGGGAUCAACUUAAAUAGAUGUUGGCACGCACGGGUUCCGUCCCGUGCUUCAGGUUACCAGGUGGAGUAGGCGCUUCGAGAAGCAAGCGUGAACCUUGGCACGCGAGAGAUCGAGCGAGGAUCAACCUGAUUCACGCUAGGGCGCCCGCGUCUCAUGAUGUGGGGGCCUGUCUGCGGACAACAAGGAUAUAACGUCUAAAUUAAACGUUAACUUUGCCAUUAUCCUCCAUAAGGCGCAAAAAAUGAAAGGAAUAGAUUGAGCUCCUUUGAACGCGCAUUUGUAAAGGCGAAGCGGAUAAAAAUGACGUGAAGGAAGUGUAAGCUAAACUUUUCGACCGCACCCUUCAAGCGAACGUCCGGUUCCGCUUGUGAUUCUGGGAAUUGAUUUAAGUGUCAUUUCCUGUAGUCUGCGCUAAAUUCUUCACCUGUCCACUCUUCUGAGCAUCAAACGUCGAUUUAGACAAAGUGUAAAGAAUUGUUGACAACGUAGUUGUCUGUCAUUAAUGUGUCAAGUUAACUACAAUGUACCUAAUCAAUUCAGGUGAUGAGAUCAAAUUAUCUUGUAACACCCCCAACCAGUGCGCAGCUCCACAGUUUUUUGUAGAAGCUUCCCUGCUUAUAAUGAGCUGCUUUAUUCACGCAAAAUGUGCAAAUUGUUGAAAACACGUUCACCUCCGAGAAUCUAUCAAGCUGAAUUUUUAGGCCAGAGAAAUCGCUAGAGGAAAAAACAGUCGUUGAUACGAUGCGGAUGUGAUUUAUAAAACAGUUAGGUGGUGAGUAAGAGAUAUUUUGUUGAAGCUUUCCUCGAAAGGUUCACCGAUGCAGUCAUGAGGUAUUUUGUUCAUUGCGUUUCUCAGAACUAUUGUAUAUAGAUGAAUAAAGGCUGAUAGUUUCGAAAGAAACUGUUUGGGGCUGCGUCGGUGGG